AUCUAUUCAUUAUCGCUGCACUGUUGUCUUCGCAUGCAUGGUUGCACACUCAGCAGUGCGGUAUGGUGUCUCCGGAGGCUUCGAUCUUCUUCUGUGACGCAAAUGCAACUUAAGUCCAGUGAAGAUCCUCCAGGUAUCUUUUAUAUAAACUAUAUCUAAAGAUCAGUAGCGUUUCCAUUGCGUACUGACCUCAAAGCACAUUAGUUAGUUCAUCUGGAUCGAGUUGUGCGUUAUUUGACUAGCAAUACACUCUAGGUGACAUUGAGACCGCAGCCGUAAUUCUUCGGACACGACGUGUACGUUUUCCCUCGUGUGCGUUCUGUCGAUUAAAGACUGACACCUUGAUUCACUGGGCUGCUGUUUUCACAUGUCUUCUUGAUCACUUUGCAUUGCAGAAGCCAGAUGGUCUCUCCAGAGGAUCAGGAGAGUGUUGCAGUCUGGGAACAGAGAAUAUAAUACCUUCAUCUGCAUUCUCUAUAGCUUGGGGCUUGGGGCUUGGGACAGCUGUCAGGAUACCAUGUGUGUGUAUAUACAUUCGUACAUGUAUAUGCUCAGAGUCAACUACAGUGUAUUGCUAUUCACAUAUCAUAAGACGUGAUCUAUAAACCGUGCAUAGACAUUAAUAGACGAGAUAGAAGAGAGCACAGAACCCAUUUGCUAUCUAUAGCCGUGCUUAGGAGACGUGAUAUUCUGAUCCUUGGAGCCUUACCUCUACGGGGUCUAGCCUGCAGGAAAACAUUUGGAAGAAGAAUAACUGUAGUUAUCGACCAUACUGUACCGUACCAUGUCUAACGUACUGAACGAUUGAUGGGAAUUGUGACCGAAUAAAAGCGCAGUAAGGUAAGAAACUAGAAAUGAUUGAUUGAAUGUCAGUGUGUGUGAAAAGUCAGCGUGUGGAAUUGUAAACUAGACAGAAGCAAGGAAAUAUUUAAUGGUCUAUGAAACUGGCCGCAGGAGUAACCUAUGACAUGUCAAUAUUAAAGCCUGGAGUGUUUAUGAUUCUCCUGAGAUGUGAUCAAGUUAAAAGACCCCGUACUUCCACCCCCCCCACCACAUACUUCUGCGGUAGCGUUCACGGUUCUUUUUUUUUUUUUUUUUUGCUCCAUAGAUACAGGCACGUGCUUGCUGCGUUCAUAGUUCCUCCACCUUGCCUACAUGCAGCUACACUGAAUGUAAAGACUGAUAGCCGUGUCGUCUCUUUCUCACACUGUCGCUCCUUCUGUCACUGCGCGGUGCGGCUGCUAUUUCCGUAUGAAUAAAAGCAGACUUGACGCUCUCCACAUGCGGACUGGUUCAUCUGUUCAGCGGUUUUCACCCGGUGAGUGCGAGCCAGUGGUCUUUUUUAUCUGCUCUCUUUGAAUCCAUCCUGCUAUUUGCACAGAGGCUGCAAAACGCUGCCUUCCUCUCUGUCUCUCUCUCACUCUCGCUCUCUCUGGAUCCGACUGCAAAGGAGAAAGAAGAGGUAGGCAUUCACUGCAGGACUUAUCCAGCUGAAAGGUCCCCACUCACCCCCACCCCAUCUUUUUUUCUUCUCCGUACUGUGCUAUCAGUCCCACCUCACCCCUCGCUCUUCCCCAUCCCACCCAAGAAUUCCUUACUUCCAAGUCUCUCUGUCUCUCACACACACACACGCACUGGAGGACGAAGCCAAAGGAAAGCAAGACAGAUCGACAAACAAGAAAACAGGCAGAUGGACAAACGUGUGCAUGGAAAAGUGGACAUGGAGGUGUGGAGGACUAGAGGAUCAAUCCUGCACAGAAGCACAAGAUCUGGUGAUGGGAUCCAUGCUAGCAUAGUCAUCACCCUUCUGAUUGGGGUAUGGUGUGCACAGGCAUUGGAGGUAUCAGUGGGGAAGGCUGGCUUUGUUGAGGUGAUGAAUGGCAGCUCUGUACUCUUACCUUGUAGCUACAGUAGCUGUAUCGGCAUCAAGAACCUGUACUUCAACUGGAAGUAUAAUGACAAUGGGACAAUGGAUAUGCUUUGUGAAGGAGUCAUCCCAGCUGAGGGUUUGGAGCCCCAUGUGACGAUCGCCCAUGAGCGUGUGAUGUUCGUGGGCUCCAGUAAGGACAGUAACAUUUCUGUCCUGCUGUGGAACGUCACCUUCGAGGAUAAGGGCGAGUACACUUGCUUCGCCCGCAACCCCAAAGAGAAGAACCGAAACCACAGUGCCGUAUUCAACCUCAUCGUAGUUGACCAGCUUAAGGAAGUGGACAACACGUUGACGCUAAUCAUUGUAUCCGUGAUUGGAGGAGUUAUUGGGUUGAUCAUUAUAGUCAUGGUAAUAAAGGCAGUGGUCAUCCAUUUUCUCAACAAGAACCAGGAGAAAAAUAAAGAGUGCCUUGUGAGCUCUUCAGGAAAUGACAACACAGAAAAUGGCCUUUCAGGUUCCAAAGCAGACAACAAAGCAUCACCAAAGGCUUAAAAAAAAGUCUACAUGCAUAAAUGGGCAGAUGUAUGGAUGUUGCGGAUAUAGAGCUAAAGCUAUAAAUAUGGACUGUUUUAUCUUUAUGGAAAGCAAAAUGUUCACAUGAAUUAAGAUUAUAUUAUAUUAUAUAUAGAAAUUUGCUCAAUAUAUUUUAGAAAUAUUUCGUCUGAUUUUUGGGUUGGAUUGCACACACCUUUGGACAGUUGAUUGGUUUACAAAGGGUUUAAAUAUACAUUACUGAGAAGAAGUCUUAGGCACAUAAGAAAAAAAAAAAAUCUGUAAAACAAAGAUGCCUUCAACAAUAACGCAAACAUUUCUAUUUAAAAAAAAAAAAAAAGACUAUAAAGAAACAGUCAUAAACUAAAAGUCCAUAUUUGCUUUUUUACAUUUUUUAUUCAUUUUUUUUUUAUAAACAUACAAAUAAUUUUCUGUUACAUUUGAAGUUUUUGUUGAGAAUAGUCUAAAAUCGAAACUGUUUCCGUCUCAAAAUGUAGAAGUCAUAAAUAUCUAUUACAAAUUUUUGUUGAAAAAAUAGAAUGGGUGUCUAAGACAUUUAAACAGUACUGUAUAUAUUAUACAUACAGAUGGGUGACAAAUUAAAGGAGAAACACACACCGAGUGUUUUAAUAACAAGGUGUUCAACCACAUUAUUGUUAUUUCUCUAUCGGUAUGUUUACAUGGACAACGAUAAUCCGAUAUUAACCUGAUUAAGAUGAUACUCUGAUUAAGAAACUAGCAUGUGAACAGCGAUUAUUGAUGACCUUAAUCCGGCUAAAGUCAUACUCGAAGUAAACACAAAUGGAAUUAAGACGUGUGGAGUAUUCCUGUUUUAGUCGCAUUAUCGACGUGCAUUACAGACAUGUACACACCUUAAUCACACUAUUAACGUCAUGUGGGAGUUUUCACCGCAUUUUGCGACAGGACACGUUCACGUUCACACACGGCAGUGCUCAACCGUUUGACAGCAAACAAGAGAGCACAGCUCCAUCCCAAACCACGUACUUACCUAUUACAGUAUAUAGUAGGUGAAGUACAUACUUAGCUACUAUAUAGACGGUACGUACACGGAUUGGGACGCAGCCCACGGCUUCAAGCAGUCGUCUAUUUGCACGUAUAUCAUGACAAAUAAUUAACUGCACUUGAAGCUUUCGUCAAAUUUUAUAUAAAAACACCCAG
Molecule: messenger RNA, 3601 nt
Organism: Ictalurus furcatus (blue catfish)
Lineage: Eukaryota; Metazoa; Chordata; Actinopteri; Siluriformes; Ictaluridae
Gene: scn4ba
Product: sodium channel, voltage-gated, type IV, beta a
Exons: 5
Coding region: 1691-2422 (243 amino acids)
Biological process (GO): regulation of sodium ion transmembrane transporter activity; cardiac muscle cell action potential involved in contraction; regulation of ventricular cardiac muscle cell membrane repolarization
Cellular component (GO): voltage-gated sodium channel complex; membrane
Molecular function (GO): transmembrane transporter binding; sodium channel regulator activity
Source: RefSeq, a predicted model, not a curated record